Messenger RNA from Elephantulus edwardii (Cape elephant shrew), 387 nucleotides. RefSeq names its product small ubiquitin-related modifier 2-A-like. The record is from RefSeq and is a predicted model, not a curated record. Gene Ontology annotation, biological process: protein sumoylation. Lineage: Eukaryota; Metazoa; Chordata; Mammalia; Macroscelidea; Macroscelididae. Gene Ontology annotation, cellular component: nucleus. Gene Ontology annotation, molecular function: ubiquitin-like protein ligase binding; protein tag activity.
AUGGAUCAGACAAAGCCCCUGACUGACCAUAGGGCAGAGCUGCCUGGACGGCCAACCAGGUACACACACAGCCUCAUCCACUGUGUCUCCUCAGGCCAGCCCCUCGGUGAGGCCCUCACGGCUGCCUCCCGUUGUCCCCAGCAGCUGAGAGGUGAAGAGACUCUGGCACUUGCCACGGCUGACAAGAAACCCAAGCAAGGAGUCAAGACUGAGAACAAUGAUCAAAUUCAUGUGGAAGUGGUGGGACAGGAUAGUUCUGUGGUGCAGUUCAAAAUUAAGAGGCGUACACCACUUAGUAAACUAAUGAAAGCUUAUUGUGAAUGACAGGAUAUGGAAGAUGAAGAUACAACUGACGUGUUCCAGCAGCAGACAGGAGGUUUCUUCUAA